CGGAAAGCAAUGGAGAAUCAGUAAGACCUGUGCAUUACAUGCCAUAGGUUGAGUUGAGAGAACGAUGAUACUUCUACGUGACUCGUACUAAAGCUGUGCAUGUUCACCGAUUUCAUCAAAAUUGAAGUUUUACGGAAAUAUUGAAGGAAGACAUUGUAGUAUAUCAACACUAGAUUCUUCAAUAAUUGAUAUAAACAUAGAAAAAAAUUGUGACAUCCAAUAUAAUUGGGAGAAAAAAAUCAAUUUUGAUUUUCAACCCUCAACAAAAAGAAAACCAUCCCAAUCCCAAAGCUUGAGAAUUUGGUCAGAAUAAUGGUUUCAAAUGAUACUACUCAAAUGUGUGCCAGUUUUUUAGUGAGUGUUAUUAACUGACAAGAAAUUGCAGAAAGAGAGUGAAUUAAAAUAAAUAAAAACAAGUGAAGAAGACGUAAAGCAAAACAAAACGAAAAUGACUGCACAAGCAGAGACUAUACUCUUAUUAAAUGCAAUAGACAGCGUCCAAAAUUAAUGUGGACAGACAUACAGAUUCCUUGUUCAUCAAUGAUGGGUCUCCAAGCGGCGGCCAGUAAACGAAAGUAUGAUGUGGGAGAGAGUGGUGAGGCGGCUGAGCAGCAGGGGAGUUGCUCGCCGGCCAAGAGUAGCCGUUGGUCAGGGGCGGGUGUGUCUACGACACCCGCAACAACAACUACAUCUGUGAUCUCGGCGUCGGGCCUGGGUGAGGAUAGCAUUGCGCGCCUCGAAGCGGUCACGGUGCCAGGUGAAACGACAUGGGCCGGUGAGCCCAUUGUGGAUAGUAUCUCGCGGCUGCAGGCAGUGGCGGUGCCGGGCGAGAGUACGUGGGGAACGGAUGGGGCUCGCUCGGCACUGGCCACGACCCUACUGGCCGCCGACGAUCUCGAGGAUGACGAUGAUGACUUCGAGGACGAUUUCGAUGAGGACGAUACGGCCAUUCCCAGCUACCUGCCGCUGCGAUAUCCGUGCGGGCCGCCGCGUGGCUACGGCCCGCCGGCGGCCUACUCUCCCGCCGCCAAAAGCAGCUACUACACCGAAUCCUAUCCACCGCUGACAACGUGCUCAAGGGGUGUCUAUGGCCGAGGGCCAGCUUAUGGGUCAGCGGGUGGCUGGUCAGGUGGCUACUAUACCCCUCCGGAAGCAGCCACAAGUCCGCAGCAAACAAUACGUUGUGCGGAAAAUGGGAAGUCGUACCUGGAAUUGGGGAGUGCGAGCUAUGGCUCAAAUGGCGGGCUGGCAAGUGCCCGUGGUGGUGUUAAACGAUGCUGUGAUGGUAGGAAUAAUUGGUGCAAUAGUAAACAAUGCUACAAGGAGAGACGCUUAAAGAUGAUGAACCUCAGUAUGUUUAAGUUAUCACGCUUCCGUCAGGUGAGUGAGCAGAGUCUCUAUCGUUCAGUCCUCAUAUGCAACACCCUCAAGUGCAUUGAGCGCGAAAUGGAGAUGGAGAGCAAGGAGCUGGGCAUGCAUCAGCACCACGUGACAAAUCCACAUCAUCACCACCAUCAUCACAUGCAUCACCCACAGCCACCGCCACCUCAGCCCCCACAUCCAGCGGACUAUCAUCCACAAUACAGAGCUCCGGCUGUGCAUCAUGCCCACCAUACACCGCCCGAGAUGCACUAUCCGGCUAGCCCUGAGGCACCCGGAGGUGGCUUCCAGGCGCCCUACAAUGGUCGCGCCGCAACUCCAGCCCCACCCAACCUGCCAUUCAAUGACUCCCUGCCGCCAUACGAUCACCAUCCGCUGCGUGAUGCUGCCCACAGUGGUGGUCGCGCUACUCCCUUCCCCGCCGCCGGACUCCCGGACACAGAUUCUGGCUAUGGAGACGAAGACUGCACGAGGCCCAUCAAUUGGGGCUCAGUGCUAAGUCUAUCGUCACAAUCCGCCCUGGAUCCACUCAAUAACAAUGAUCUCUUCGCCGGAACGACUGCCACCAGCACCCCAGCGGCCACGAGUAGUAGCACCAGCAGCUGCUCAUUCGCAGCCGCAACCACCUUCUCCUUCGCCUCAGCCGCCUCGUGUACGGUCACGGCUACGACCAACUGGGACUACGGGCUGCUGGACAUGGACCUAGGCCUAGGGCCUGAGCUCACCGAACUCCUGCCCAGCUGGAAGCUGACGCCGCUAAGUGCUGACGACAUCCUCAAGUCGGUACCCGAACCGGGGCAGCAGGAGAUGGACGCAGCCUUCACACACAUCAUGGUCGGAAGUUAGUAGUGUGAGGGCAGAUUACCAUCCCAGUCCCUUAUUCUCGAUGAGUUUCCAUUUUUCUAGCCCGAUUUUUGUUCGGUGCCAUAUCGCUCAUACCAUGCUAAAGCUCCGUAAGGACAAAUUGCUUAUUUGAAGAUUUAUUAAAUUAUUCGUUUUUUUUUUAUUUUCUCAAAUUUCCAGUGAUUUUUCAGUAUUCCGAAAAGAAAUAUUUGAAACUAUUUGAUCCAGGGGCCUCUCGACAUUUCAUUUUUCCAUACGUUUUUGCCUAGAGACACUGAAGACUGUUGGCAAGUUUUUUCCUAAAGAGAAUUGACUUAUCAGUCUGAUAUAUUUCAAAAUCCUGCAUUAAAAGCUAUCUCAAAAUACAUAUUUCAUAAUGUUCGCCAAAAUAAUACAAGAAUUACAAGCAAAUUUGUUUAAGUCGCGGUGCAAUAUCUGCAAAAUUUUUACAAGGGAAAGUGAAAAAUAGCUUCACUUUUUAUUACGCUUGAUGGGCCCCUGAUUUGAUCAAUAACUUAUUUUCUACACUGAGAAAUAAAAAGAGGGUGCGAUUAACUUUUUUUCUUCAUAACUUUAACACACUUUAGGUGUAAAAAUAUAUCAACAUUUUUUAAUGUUAAUUUUACACCCUUUUAAGGGUAAAAUUAACAUGAAAAAGGGUAACUUUAACCCCCAAUACACCUAAAAAGGGCAAUAUUUACACCGAUUUUGGAUCAAUAGCAGGGUAAAAUUAACAUUUCCGGAAUGUUAUUUUAACUUUUUCGGAUUUUUCUCAGUGUACAUUUGACUAUAAAUUACUUUGCCUUAAAUCUUCUACAAUGUCUACAAUACAUUUUCAGUCACCAUGAAAACAAUGGAAAAGGUUUCAAUUCUACAAGAACAUUAAAAGUUUGCCCAAUUACCGCUAGUGGCGUUAUAGUCACAUGGUAUUAAAAACGGAAAAGUCAUUUUUACUGGUAGUUUUUCUCGAAUGAAUGCACUUCGAAUCAAAUUUUGAGAUAUAUUUUGUAGCAAAUAUUUCUUUUGGAAUACUGAAAUAAUCACCAAUAUAAUUAAUAAUUUCAGCUUCUUAAAUUGUUUGACAUUCAAUAAACACAUCAAGCAAUUUGAGAAACUUAGAGUUUAAAUCCAAAUCCAAAUUGAAAGGUUCAAAACAUCAAUUUUAUUCAAAGCUAUGGGGGCCUAGAAACUUAAAAAAAAUUACCUUGAUUAUCGAUUUUGAAAUAUUAAACAAAACGAAUUCUAAACUGUUACAAGAAAUUGACAGAUUUUCGGUGAGUCUAUCCGAUAUUUGGCUUUGCAAUGUUCGGGUAAUAGCUAUCAAACACAAGUAAAAAUUAAAAAAAAAAAUCUCUUCUAUGAGUUUUAUCUGUCAUUUUCGGUUCCAAUCAGCCAAAUAUUGAAGAAUCUAAUGGGUUUCUUAUUUUAAAUAUUGGAAAUUGUAAAGGAAAGGUUCUCUAAAUUCGUUUGUUCCUUGCUAAGAGGUCUGAUUCCUUUUCAGGAAGCGGACCUCUGACACUAAUCUCCUCCAGCCCAUGCAAUUCCUCGUCAGCUUUUUCCAGUUCCUUAGCAUUCUCAGCUAAUUAAGGAUGUAACGUAAUACUUCUUUUCACAGUUUACUGGGGCGUCUUCUCAUCCUUGUCCCUUCACGAUCAUCUAUUUAGUAGCUUUCUAGACAUUCUUUCAGUUGGCAUUCGAUAUUUUUGUCCUUAUCAAAUGAUUGGGCGUGCUCUAAUAAUAGUUAUAAAGUCUGGCACGAUUUUUCCAGAUAGGUACUCUUCAAUAACUGAUUCCCUCACUGGAACAUAGACCCGUCUAAAUAUAUGCCUCUCGAUGAUCAUUGCCGAUUUCUCUUUAGCUAGGGUCUAAUAAAUAGAGAAUUUACUGAAGGCACAAUUUUCUGACUUUAGGGGCUCGAAGGAUCGCCAUGACAUUUCCUGUUGUGCGCAAUUGAUACUUUCCCCGCCUUUUCUCACUCGUAUGACUAAGGAAGUAUCGAAGGAUUAAUCAAUCAGUAAGAUUAUCCAGGAGUACCGAUUUAUCUCCAAAUAUUAACCCUAAAAACACGUGGAGGUUCUUGCUUAGAUUGACUUAACGGUUCUUUGUACUGAAAAUAUCGCUUGAUGUAUCAAUUUUUCCAGUUUCCAAUUUCUAAACUUGUGGAACUUGAAAUGAUUCUACAAGACUCUCUCUCAAUAGGGACUGUGGGGCAAAAUGUCAUCCAGUUUAUCGAUAGAUUUGGGCGUCAAAGCCUUUGUAAAUUCCACAAAAAGCGCUCAAUUAUUAAGAAUCACGAUAAAAUAGGAAGAACUACAGCGAAUUUGAGCAAAUUAGCUUCAUAAUUAAACGUGAAAAUUGUCAACAAAAUUUUUCGCCCGAUUGAAAAAGAGCCGAUUAAGCGAGAGUCUACUGUACAACUUGUCCCAAAUGGACUGUACUAAUGUACUAAUCGUACUAAAUGAACCGACAGUACUAAAUAGACUUUUUAAGCCCGAAAUAUACUGGAAGUGUAACGAAAGUUUAAAAGAAUUAUCCUGGAAAUGGGCGCAAAUUCUCAAAUUUCCCAGCGUCCGAUUUCUUAGCUUGUGGAAGUUGAAUUAAUUCCUUCCUUCUUUAACUUCCCAGCAAAACUUCGUUCUGCAAUUCCGGAAUUUUUCUUCUUCUUCCUUUUUUAACGGCCAUCAAUCGCUAGCCGCACUAGCGAUCGUACCGGCGAUUAACCAAAGUUAUCAAAAUUUGUCUCGAGUAAGUGAAGUCUCACACCCGUUACCUAAUGGCUGCUCCAGGAACGGUUAUUUCAAAUCCCUACAUUCUAUUGCAAAAGUUGAGGGAAAUAUACUUCUUGAAGGAAAAGAAAUUUUUUUCAUAAAUAAUAAAUAAUUUUAUUACCCUGAGCUGAAAAUCAGAUCGUAAAAAUUUUAUGUUCUCAAGAAAAUUCUGGUGCAAUUUAUCAAAAUAUGUAGAAUUUUCGAUCGGGAGUAUGUUUAAUAUUCCUAUUUAAUCAUUCUUUAUAGACAGCAUGAAAAUCGUGAUUAUAAAUUCUACCAUGUUGAUAAAUUUAGAGAAAAUAUUCCAAGUUCAUUUUGACAGAACGACAUCUUGAGGAAAGUGCCGAAAAUUCAUGAAAUUUUCUAUAGAAAUUCUGUAGAAAAUUCUGCAGAAUUUUCAUACAACGAUCGAAUCCACCUUAGAGCAAAAUUCUUCAGAAAUUCUGCAGGAUUUUCGGCAGUUACAUUUUCAAAUCUGACAAAUUUCUGCAGAAUCUGCAGCAAUUGCCGGGUGGGAUUGUUCCAAAUGUAUUGUUAUAGUAAACUUCUUUUCAAAACGAAAAAUAUUGAAAUUUAAUUAAAAUUUAAAAGGGACUCUUCUGGAAAUAAGGUAGAACUGUCAAAUUUUCCAGCGUCUAAUUUCUUAUCUUAGAUUAAUUAAUUUAAAUUAAAUUAAUUGUAACUUUAGCAACAUGUUUGAUAACGAAAUUCCUUUUUUGAAACUGGAAAUAUGAUAAAUUUAAUUUAACUGGACUUUUUUUGGAAAUCAGCUCGAGCUGUCAUAUUUUCCAGUGUCCACAAUUUCUUAAAUUUGUAGAACGUGUUAUUUUAAGGAUAAUCCAUGUGGAAUCAAAUAUUUAAUUCUACAAAAUAUUUCAGUAACAUCGUAUUCUUUGAUUGGCUAGAGCUUUAUAAAUGCUUUCCAGCUCAAUCCAAUCACAGAACGCGAUAUUAAGUAUGAAAUUAUUCAAUAGUCUCCUUCAAAUGGAAAAAAUCUACAAUUUAUCCUUACAGAGUUUAUGCAUAGCAUGCGCGAUGGCGAUAUAAUUUCUCAUGCAGCAGAAAUUUGGCGAACCAAUAUUCAUUAAUUUUAUCAGUAAAGUAUCGUCAAAUAUCUUCCAAUUUUUGACUUGAAACUUUUUCCAAAAUUGCCUCAGUAUUUUUUUGUACUAAAAGUAAUUUUUAAAAAAAAUAGUGUAUUUAAUUUUUUAAAUAACUAACAAUUAAUACGGACAAAACUGCUGCCACUCAUUGUUUAAACGUGAUAAAUCUCUGAUUUUUUUUUUAAAUAUUACUCUGACCAUGAUUUUCAAGACAUUUAACUACGGUUCUCUUUUUAUUAGAGUUUUUGCUCAGGUUGUGAAGGCUGUGUCUACAUGAAAAAUUACAGAAAAUAAUUAUGAUGAGAAACAUUGUAAGAAAAAAAAACCACAUUUAGUAGAAAAAAAUAAACACAAAAAUUAAAUAAAAUGCAUAGAAAAUUUUGUGACCCGCCAUUUAACAAAAGAAAAUGCAGAAGAAAUACAAUUUCAAUUUAAGUAAAUGUAAACUGUAUCCAUAAUUUUCCUAUUCAUAUUUAAAAAAAAAAGAAAAAAUACAAAAAAAGAUACGUAACACAGCGAAGCGAAAAGUGAAUGAAAAUCAAAAGAUUAAAAAGCAACACGAAAUGAUAUUUUGUAGUGAAAAGAUGAUAAAAGUGAAAAGUACAGUGAGAUUAUUUUUCUUUCUGUUGAAGGAAGAACUAAAAAAAAGGAUAAGAACAAAUUGAGAAAAAUGUUGAGGAAUAGUGAAGAAAAAUCCAGAGAAGGACAAGAAAAUUAAACCCCAGAAAAUAAUAUAUUUAUUCUAAUGAUGUACACUUCCUUAGUAGAUUAAUUAAACAUUAAAAAAAUGAAAAAAGAAGUACUUGAAGAAAUUUAAAAAAAGGGACAAAUUGAACCAAUAUUUUGAUGGAGAAAUCCAAUUAAAAAAGAAAUUUAAAAAAUAAAUAAAUAAAAUUCUUUCCACAGGAAUUGACCAUAGUUUUCCCUUUUUUUAUUCUUAUUUCCAUCCAGCCAUUGUUUUUUUAACAUAAAACAUUUUUUACUAUAUAAAUUUUUAAGCAAUAGCUUCUUUUUGAAAAGCAAUAUUUGUGGUAAUUUUAUUAAUUCUAAGCAAUAAAACAAGGAACGUUGACACUUUUCACAAUGAAAAGAAGAACAAACCGAUUUUUUCUUGAUUUUUCUGACAAAAUUUAUUUAAAAAAAGAUUCUCAUCGCCCCAAAAAAAUUGACUUAAUAAAAAACAUGACAAAAUUUCUAAAUUUACUUAAUUUAUUCUUAAAAUAAAAACGGAAACAAUGACAAAAUAUUGAGAAAUUAAAUUGAAAAAAGAAGAAAAUCGCGAGAAAAAUGCGGAAAACACAUCAAGAAAUCAUUUGUAAAUAAAAAAUAAUGAAGGAAAAUAAAAAAAGGAAUAGAGAAGGAAAAAAGUACGAAUUUGUAAAUAAGAAAAGUACUAUAAAAAAAUUGUAAUAGUUGAAAUUUUUUUUAAAUGUGUAUAUAAAAAUAUUUCUGCCACAAUUGCUGAAAUUUACUUAUAUUUAAAAAAAAAGGAAGGAAAAACUUAGAUGAAGAAGUAAAUAGAAAAAAGUAUUAACAAAGAAAAAGAAAUAUUUUCGUUUCUCAUUAAUUGUGAAUGGGAUUUAAAAGAAAAAAAAUAAAACAUUAGUGAUGAGUGUAUGAAAAAAAAAGUGCACAAUGUGAAGAGAAACUUUGAGAAUUUUCUUUUUUUUCAUUAUUAAUAUGAGAUGAAAAUAUUAUUAAAGAAAAAAAAAACAUUUUAAGAAAAAAUAACUCAAGAGAAAAUUUUAAAAAUAAAAAAAAACAAGUAAAAAAUGAACAAUCUAGUCCUACUUACCGAUAUAUUAUUAUAAAUAAAAGAAGUAUAAUUAAAAAUUAUGAUAAAUUAUAAGAGAAUCUAUAUAUAUGAAAAAAAUCCAAUAGCAGAUAAGUUAUAUUAUUAUUACUUAUUAAUUAUUAUCAUUGAAUAAAAAAAGAUAAUGGAAAAAAUUAACAAAAAAAAAUUGAGAAAACUUGCAAAAGUCAUGCAGAGUUACACCAAAAUUGCAAAAAAAAGAGAUUAUUUUUCGUCAAUUACAAAACAUGGGGAAAAUCUUGUAGAAUUUCCCCAAAAAGAUUUAAAAAAAAAUUAAUCCCAAUUUGCUCCAUAAAAAUCUCUCAAGUGACAAUGAAUUAGAAAAAAAAACCGAAAAAAACUAAAAAAUUUCAUUUUAAAUUUUUGCAGAAAUCUUUUAUCAACUUUGAAAAAAAAAGACAAAAAACGUCUCACAAGAAAUUAGUAAGUGUAUAACAUUAAUGAUGAAAAAAAAAUGCUAAUAAAAUUUGAUGUUCAAUAAAUAUGUACAAUCAAGAGUAAAGAAAAAAAAUUAAAAGAAUUAACUUUAAAAGUAAUGAAUAAAAUCCGUUGUUUCAGAAAGAAAAAGAUGAAAGAGAGAAAAUAAGAAAAGGAUAAAGGAACGUCACGUGAAGCUGUGUAAUUGGAUGAAAAAUGAUGAAAAUUUCAAGAAAACAGAAAGCAAUGUUUGACUUUUAUGUUACUUUUGCAAAAAUAAAGAGAAAUAAUUGUUAAAUUGAGAA
Messenger RNA from Phlebotomus papatasi, 8629 nucleotides. It is a transcript of the gene tara, whose product is annotated as SKI/DACH domain-containing protein 1. The record is from RefSeq and is a predicted model, not a curated record. The coding region runs from base 508 to 2226 and encodes 572 amino acids. Lineage: Eukaryota; Metazoa; Arthropoda; Insecta; Diptera; Psychodidae. Gene Ontology annotation, molecular function: transcription regulator activity. The transcript has 3 exons. Gene Ontology annotation, cellular component: nucleus.